Molecule: messenger RNA, 614 nt
Organism: Scaptodrosophila lebanonensis
Lineage: Eukaryota; Metazoa; Arthropoda; Insecta; Diptera; Drosophilidae
Exons: 2
Coding region: 122-418 (98 amino acids)
Source: RefSeq, a predicted model, not a curated record
UAAGAAUUGUUGUGUAUUCAUUCUCAAUCCAGAGCUCGAGCUGAACGCAUCGUAAACAGCAAAACGAAAUAAAUUUUACAAAUAUUUUUGAUUAAGUGAACUUAAUACACUACAAUCCAACAUGUCUGACGCUCCAGCAGCAGCAUCAUCCACUACCAAGUCAGGAGCAGUGCAGUUCACACCAAAUGCCUGGUUGACUGGAGUAGCAGUCGCUUUUUAUUCGACUCGGGUCUUGUGGGCGAAGUUGCGCGAAAUGGGCGUGAUUCCGUCGCUGGGUAGAGGCAAGCAAGAUGCCGGCAUGGGCAAAAAUGAUGCACUGUCCCAAGAUGCUGUUGAGGAGAUGAUUCAAGUGAGACUGUUGCCCGAGGCCGAAGGGCAGCACUUCCCUCUGGGCACUGUGGCCGUUGCGCCCCAGUGAUGGAGCUCGGCGAAUUUGCUGAGGAUGUGGUGAUGGGCUUCUGGCCGGAAGGGGGUCGAUGCGCAAGACGAUGUUUAAGAGCAUUUUUCGUUUCACUUUUUGUUACAAAAUUCUAGUCUGUUUUAAUCACACGUUAAACACCAAAUGUUUAUGCUACGAUGACAAGUGAAUACAAGUUGAAAGAACAAAACUUAAA